This is a messenger RNA of Clupea harengus (Atlantic herring), 5361 nucleotides long. RefSeq lists its product as uncharacterized. Gene Ontology annotation, molecular function: transmembrane signaling receptor activity. The record is from RefSeq and is a predicted model, not a curated record. Lineage: Eukaryota; Metazoa; Chordata; Actinopteri; Clupeiformes; Clupeidae. Bases 2439 to 4139 code for a protein of 566 amino acids. Gene Ontology annotation, biological process: cell surface receptor signaling pathway; immune response. Gene Ontology annotation, cellular component: external side of plasma membrane. The transcript is spliced from 7 exons.
UUCCCUCAGGCUACCUCUUUUUCUCUAAACUGAAACACCUGCAUAAUUACAGCAAUAACUAGUAGUUAUUUUGCAUGCCAGAACACAUAAUGAAAGUCUGAUAACAGAUCCUAAAUAUUUACAGAUAGAGAUUACGUACUUGUACUAAAUGUAGUCUAACACAUCUGUUGGAUCACACAUGGAGAUGGAGUAUAUUUCUACGUUUGGACUGUAGGACAGAGAGAUCCUUUAUCAGUAGUGUCUCAGUGUCUCCGCAGUGGCAUCCUCUGUUAUGCUGAUAUCAGAUAUGAAUUGUGUUAUGAUAUGAAUCACACUCGCUUACUCGCAUACUCUUCUAUGUCGAUUUCCAAUUCAAGUCAAUUUAUUGUGUUAAAGGUCAAGUUUGCUGUUGUAUUCUCUAUCUUUUGAAACAAACAUAUAACUUCCUAUUAAUUAAUUCAUUAAUUUCCUAUUAAACCAAAUAUUCCAAUCCCAACGCCAUAAGACCAAUUUUGUAACAUAAUGAAAGUUUAGAAAAAUAUUCGUCAAUUAAGAUGAAUAUGGGUAUAAUUAGUUACCAAAAAUAUGGUUGUAAAAUGGCUGUGCUUUUGCGAUGAUACAAAAGCCCCAUUGAGUACAUUAUUUAAUCUUACCUCAUUUUGUAAUGUUGUAUGCAACUGUCUUUUCUGUUUUAAGCACAGGGAAAUGUGUCAAAAAAGACAGCAAAAGACCAAAAUUCACCAAACUUGAAAAUUAAGGGGAGAAAAUUAAAAGUAAACUAUUUUUUAAACUUUUAUUGACUACCUUGAGUUUUAAUCUCCCAACUAUUCCACAGCCAUACAGAAAAGUAUUCGGCAAAGCUGAGGGCAGUUUUGUUCUCGCUGAGAAAUAGGCAGGCUUUGGAUGUCUCCGAAAUUAUUUAAUGUUGUGUCAAUGAAAGGUUCCCCUACUUGGAGCUAAAUAACUAACAACACUCUUUGAUUUGUAAUUAUGAUUUAUGAUGCUUUAUAUGUAGACAUAGAAUAAACAUAAUACUAUACUUGCACUGGCAUAUAACUUUUCUAUGUAAUUGACAACUUUAAUCUGGUAAAUUGCAGUGCAAUAAUCUACUCACUAAAUGGCCUUUUCUGACAUAUUGCAAGAUAGACCAAUAAUUAAAAAUAUGGAAUUUCUUAGGUGUUUUCUGAACGAACUUGCAUGAUAAUUGAAGGUAGAGUCCGUGAUUCUAAUCCAAUACAAUACACAGUCCUGACACUGUAAAUGGUAAACAUAAACAAUUCCAGACAAUUUGACAGGACCACGGAUAGGAUCGACUGUUGAGCUCAAAUAUCAACAACCUUACGCCAUAAUUGUGGACUACACCUUUGAUUAAAGUCACCCAGAAAAUGGAAAAGCAUAGUUGCUUCUUGACAAGAGUUAAUAGACUUUUGGGGUGUGGUCAAGAAUGUAAUGAAAUGUAUACGCACAAACAUUUAUUAUGUUCAAUAGGUACUCCAAAUUGGUUGAAACUUUGCCGAAUGAUUCAGCAGUAAAACAUAAGCCAAUUAAUGUUUAGAGAGUUGAAUGUAUUGGCAACAGCAGAGAUCCAAAUGUUCAGUAUUUUGCCAAAAGUAGUACAAAGGGACCGGGUGACAGCAUAGCUUGUUAUGGCCAUGCUUUCCAUUUGUGUUGGUGCAUAUUAAUAAUAUAUUAAUUCUUGACACCUACACUACAAAAAACUAUCAACACAUUGAUAAUAUGGUAUAAUUUCACAAUGGCUUUCCCCCAAAGAAAGCAAACAGAGAUUUACCAGAAUGUCUUUUGAAAGAACUGCUGAAAGGUCAACUGUCUUUGACCUGAGAAGACCUCAUGACUAAUUAAUUUAGAGUUACACUUGCAAUCAACUUAUCUGACCACAUCCUCUUUGAAACUGUGUGGCCUAAAAAUAACUGACAAGUGAAAAAGCACUUUUAAAGGUUUAAAGCAGCACUAGACUAAAACUAGCGAACUAACUACCUUAGAUUCAUGCAAAAACCUUGCAAACACUGGCAGGUUAGCCCUGAUAAAAGCUUGGUGGCAUACUAACUACUAACUGGAGUUUUUUGGCAAUAUUUAUCAGUGUCAUGCUGUGAAAGCUUUUUUUGGGGGGGAUAUGCCAUCCCGGACCACAAAUAUAUCUAAAACUGAUACGUGUCAUUGCAUACCUGCCAUGUGCAACAGACUAGUUCAGACUGGUUCCUGGCUCUCAGAAGUCCUGUAAAUUGUGUGUAUGGUGGUAAAUUGUGUGCUUGUCACAGUCAUUUCUUCUCUCAGUUUAUUUUCUUUCUAAAAAAGGCUCUAGAUUAGUCAGCAGUUUAUUAGUCUCUGGUUAAUAGCCACUUCCUGGAAAGAAGUCUUUUGUAUCUUUUAGAUGACUCUCUUACUCUCUCAGUCAGUCAGUGCUGAUUUUUUUCUGUGAAUGAUCUUAAUUCCUCUCCGAUAUGAGGACACUCUUCCUCCCCACAGCUCUGACAGUCUGCUGGUUCCUGGUUGAGGCCAAACCUCAAAUCAAAAUGUUCCCAAACUAUGGACAAGUGUAUGCAGGUGAUACUGUAAUACUGAAAUGUAGUGAGAUUCCCACCAAUAAAUGGCUCUUCAGAGGUCAACUACUCGAGGCAGACAACCAGUCUCUGAUCCUGCCUGCAGCAUCACAACACAGCGCUGGAGACUAUCAGUGUGUCACUGCAGAGAAGAGUGACAAGUUCACCCUCCGUGUUCUGGACCUUCUCGCUCCUGCUCUCCUUGAAGUUUUAUCAAAGAAUGCAGUGGUCUACAAGAACACACUUGUGCCCCUUCAGCUGUACGUAGAUGAGGGCUUAACAGACUGGAAAUGUUACAUCGCCCGCAAGGAUACAUUAUUUCAUGUGCAGAUUCCAGAAGAUGAAAUGACAUCCAAGACAAGCAUCACAUUUUUUGUUGAGGCUAGAGGAGAGAACCCAGAAAUUGUCUUUUGCAACCACAAGACUCGAGGACGCAGCAAUUCUAUCAGCCUCAGGAGCACAGAAAUGGAGGUGUUGUUAGAGAUCCCCCCAAGACCUGCGAUGCUGGGGGAGCCUCUGACACUGAAGUGUGAGGUCCAGGGAGGUGCCGAAAUUAAGACUGCUGUUUUCUACAAGGAUGGCGCUCAGAUCCAAACUACAUCGGAUGGUUCCUACAAGAUCUCAGCCGUCACUGACAAAGACCAGGGCUCCUACCGCUGCAAAGCCACCUACCGUUACACCUACACAAAUCCUCAUGGAGCCUUCAAGGAAAAAGUGGACUCAGAACCUCAAACAUUAAACAUCAGAGCCCGUCCUCCGUCAGCAGUCAUUGCUCACGAUGCCUCAACUCUAGAGUGCUCCUGUUCUGCUCCUGACUGUCCUGCUGCUCCACGUUUCCAUUGGUACUAUCAAGAGUCCGGUACUGCAGUGCCAGCAAUGCACACAAAGGACGCCCCACGACUCCUCUAUGACCAGCCUGGACUGUAUGCCUGCCAAGCUUUCUGGGACGAUGGGGUCUCUCGCCGCAGUCAAUUGUUUUACGCUGCUCCGGACAGUAAACUUAUAAUCUAUGUUGUACUGGCACUCAUAAUAGCAGGAGUGCUGUGUGUGGCGAUAGCAUUUCUGUUUCUUAAAAAGCGACGUGAGGAUUCUGCCGGGCAGAGGGAUGUGCCGAUGAAGAGCAUGAGGAGGAAGAAGGCUGGUGAGGAGGACGACGAAGCGAAAGAUGACGCUUACCAGUCCCUCAAUGAAACAGACAAAAACGACUACCAUACUCUGCAGCAGGGUGAUGGUGCAGAUGGGGGCUAUGAGGCCGUGGGGGGGGCCAGGUCAGGGGAUGGGGGGGACGGUGGUUAUGAAGCACUUAAGGCCAAAGAGCAGAGCGAUGUCUACCACUCUCUGCAGCCUACCGAGACACCGGGGGCAGAUGGAGGGUAUGAGGCCCUGAAGGGCACUAAGCAGAGUGACACCUAUGAAACCUUGAAGCCGACAGCAGAGGGUGGGGGAGACGGGGGGGUCGAGGCGAUUAAGGGAAGCAAGGCAAGUGCUACCGGCGAGGAAUCGGAGGAGAAAGGGGUGUACCAAAAGCUGGGAACUGAUGGGGGUGAUGGGGUCUAUGAGGAGCUGGGAAGGAAAAGACAGGAAGACAAUAAGGAGGAUUGAGAUGGAGAUGAAGGGAGGAGGAAAACCGUAAAAGAGAAAUAGGAAGAAGAGAAAAAGGAUAAAUCAGGCUGAAGAGAUAUAAAUGACACAAAAACAUACACUCUCACACACAUACCUACACAGAUACAUGACAUACUGUAUAUACCAUACACACCAUUGCAAGCAUGGACCAAUUCAGAAUUCAGGUAUUUAAUCUCCUGAAAUCUCCAAAACAUGAGAAAAGCUUAGAAAUGCCACACAUAUACAUAUACUUUAUGGUAAUGACAAAUGCUUCGUAUGAAAUCUGGCAUGGCCACUGACAAGAAUUUAAGAUCAAGUCAGGAUCUCUUCCGGAGUCAACUAGCUGAUGACUUCUCUGUCCAGACAUUGACUAGGGUACUAGUGCACAAAAUGUUUCGCUUUUAGCGUUUGCACCUCAAUGAUUUCAGGGAGGUGCAGCAUAAACUCAGACAAACAUAGACAGAAGAUACAAUAACAAUGCUUAAUCUUAUUUAAAUGUCAUUAUUUUCAUCUUUACCAGUAUUAUCGCAACUGUAGAUUUAAAGCAAUAAAAUAACAGCAGAGUUGGACAUUCAUAUUUGAGAAGGGCAAGAGAAUGAGUGCAGCAAGUUAGCGACAGUGAUGCUGUGUAUUACUACACAGACAAACACAAAUCAGAGAGGACAACAUAGGAAGUGACAUUUGUUAACUAUUUAACAAAUAACAAGAUGGCUGUGGAGCUGGAGUUGGCUAUGUUUGAGCUAUUGAAAAUGUGCUUUAACGGGUGUUAAAUGUAUUAAGUACUGCAUAUCAAAUGUAUUACUAGCACUGUGUUCUAACUUUUUUGCUUUGCUUAAUGCAACCGGUCAGAUAGCCACAAUUCACAUUAUUGUAUUUCUAUAGUAUGUUUAACAUGAUACAUAUUGUUUAUUCAGCAGAGCUGAGCGGUCAUAUUUGAGAUGGGCAAACAAUUGAGUGUGUCAAGUUAUCUGCAAUCAUCUGCAACAGUGAUGUUAUUUGUAACUGAUUACAAUGGAUAUGUGCAAUAUGCAAUAUCAACUUCUAAACAGCAGAGGGAGAUGAACCCUCCGAUUCAUGUAUGAGCCGAGGCUUUAAUAAGGACUUAUUUCUUAGUCUUAAAAAUAUUUUGUACCUGUACUUGACUCUUUCUAUGUAUACUGUUACACUUACAUGACAGCUGUAAACUGCAAAUGGAAAUUAAUAAAGGAUUUGUUUAGAGGAA